AUACAAACACUUUUAGACUAGGCUAGAAAAUUUAAAUCUUUAGAAUGCAGCGCAAAAGAAUGAAGGUGACCGAGCUGAAGCGUCUGUAUGCAGAGCGCUGGCACUAUCCGCCGGCUCUGAAGAAACGACCCAUCAAGUAUGCGGCAUGCGGGGAGAAACCCAACUACGACCUUAACGACCCGCCCGAGUAUACGGCUUGCUGGAAGUCUCCUCUGCAGUCUCAGCCAGAAAUUCAAUUCGGACCUUGUUGGGAGUAUCCGCCGGAGCGCUAUAAGCGUCGUCCGCCCCCUCCACCAUGCCGCGGUGCCACUUUGCCGGUCGAGCUGCUUGUUCCCACUUUCAAGCAUUGCUCGUCUCUGUACACCAAAUACGAUUUCAGGCUAGAGCAGUGCGUGCACGAACAAAUCCUAGUCGUGGAGCAACUAUUUGACGAACUGGACCGUGCGCUGAAUGAGGCUAAAGCUUUUCAAAUAGAGAAGGCUGAGCAAAUGCGCUAUCAAGCCAUGCGCUAUCGUCUACUAAUCGGAGGUGCUUGCUGCACAAAGAUUUAUCCCGAGUAUUUGAGCAGCCUGGCAGAGCAGCGAGCGCUCUGUGAAUUUCAGAAGGCCUUCAAUGACAUUAACAGAUCUAACUGCGAUCUGGGCGAUGCAGUAAUGGCCGUGAACGACGCCUUGCCAGAGCUUUAUCAGCGUAUCGAUAGAUUGGAUCACACGCAACAGAGUCCUUUUCUGCUGGGAGAUGGCUACGACGCCCCUAGUCUGAGCACUGUUAUGCAGAUGAUAGAGGAUCUGUAUCGCUAUUUUUUUGGUGUGGCACGCAAAUUUAAAUGUUGGGCACAGCUAAUAGAUCCUACACAAGAGUUCUCCAUUGAGGACUAUUUGGCUCUGCUGCAGGACAAAAGCGACUUCGAAAGCUUUUUGCAGGCCGGUACCGAGAAAUGUACCUGCAAGCGCUGCGAUAAAAAGAAUCCCUUCAAGCCGUACUUGCCGUGCUGGUGUCAAAUGCGCGACUUUUGCGAGGACCGCGUCAAGCCCAAACCACCCUACGAGUGCGACAUGAAAUAUCUUAUAAAUGUAGAUUUCAACGAUAGUGAAGCGGGCAAGCUGAGCAAAAUGUCAGUGCAGGAAGCCGAAACUGAAAAGGGGACCGAGCCAAGUGAUGUUCAGUUGGUCAAAUCCGAGGACGGCCAGAUGGAUUAAUAAUAAUAAUAAUAUAUGGAUGCCUUUAUCGUAUAUAGUACUUACGCCUCAGCCACUUUGUAACUCUCCGGAUGCACCCACGUGCAGUCUAAUGGGUUAUUAAGCUUGCCUCCAAC
Messenger RNA from Scaptodrosophila lebanonensis, 1315 nucleotides. RefSeq lists its product as uncharacterized. Lineage: Eukaryota; Metazoa; Arthropoda; Insecta; Diptera; Drosophilidae. The transcript is spliced from 3 exons. Bases 45 to 1199 code for a protein of 384 amino acids. The record is from RefSeq and is a predicted model, not a curated record.